Zea mays is the source of this 4202-nucleotide messenger RNA. Its product is annotated as cytochrome f. Gene Ontology annotation, cellular component: chloroplast thylakoid membrane. Gene Ontology annotation, biological process: photosynthesis. The transcript has 3 exons. The record is from RefSeq and is a predicted model, not a curated record. Gene Ontology annotation, molecular function: iron ion binding; heme binding; electron transfer activity. Bases 33 to 995 code for a protein of 320 amino acids. NCBI's taxonomy places the organism in Eukaryota, Viridiplantae, Streptophyta, Magnoliopsida, Poales, Poaceae.
UAUUGUAGAAAUUCCGGGAUCCGCGAUUGGACAUGGAAAAUAGAAAAACUUUUUCUUGGUUAAAGGAACAGAUGAUUCGAUCGAUUUCUGUAUCGAUCAUGAUAUACGUAAUAACUCGCACAUCUAUUUCAAACGCAUAUCCCAUUUUUGCGCAGCAGGGUUAUGAAAACCCGCGGGAAGCAACUGGACGAAUUGUAUGUGCCAAUUGCCAUUUAGCUAAUAAGCCUGUGGAUAUUGAAGUUCCCCAAGCAGUGCUUCCUGAUACUGUAUUUGAAGCAGUUCUUCGAAUUCCUUAUGAUAUGCAGCUGAAACAAGUUCUUGCUAAUGGUAAAAAGGGAGGGUUGAAUGUGGGUGCUGUUCUUAUUUUGCCCGAGGGAUUCGAAUUAGCGCCGCCCGACCGUAUUUCUCCUGAGUUGAAAGAAAAGAUAGGAAAUCUCUCUUUUCAGAGUUAUCGUCCCAAUAAAAAAAAUAUUCUUGUGAUAGGCCCUGUUCCCGGUAAGAAAUAUAGUGAAAUUGUCUUUCCCAUUCUUUCCCCCGAUCCCGCUACAAAAAAAGACGUUCAUUUCUUAAAAUAUCCCAUAUAUGUAGGGGGAAACCGAGGAAGGGGACAGAUCUAUCCUGACGGUAGCAAGAGUAACAAUACGGUCUAUAAUGCUACGUCAACAGGUAUAGUAAAAAAAAUACUACGUAAAGAAAAGGGGGGAUAUGAAAUAUCCAUAGUGGAUGCAUCGGAUGGACGCCAAGUGAUUGAUAUUAUACCUCCCGGGCCAGAACUUCUUGUUUCAGAGGGGGAAUCAAUCAAGCUUGAUCAACCAUUAACAAGCAAUCCUAAUGUAGGAGGGUUUGGUCAGGGGGAUGCAGAAAUAGUGCUUCAGGAUCCAUUGCGCGUCCAAGGCCUUUUGUUUUUCUUCGCAUCUGUUAUUUUGGCACAAGUUUUUUUGGUUCUCAAAAAGAAACAGUUUGAAAAGGUUCAAUUGUACGAAAUGAAUUUCUAGAUCCUGGGAUUUCUUACCAUCAAGUGAGAAAAAAGCCUCGAUUUCUGGAAUUCCUUAUUUCUAUCUCAUGCAAAAGAAGAGGAUCCAAGGCAAAGACGAGAACAAUAAAAGGAACAAGUCCUUUUAGGAGGAAUUGUGGGUCUUCUUAAUCCUCUAUUGGGCACAAGAAAAAGGCUUUUUUGCCUUUUUCUUGUGUCGAUUCUUCUUGUAUCGAAGUUCGGGCGCGGUAGUGGACAAACAGAGGGAAAGAAGGAUACUUCCUUCAUGGAAUAAAAUACUGGAUCCUCUCCCCUCUUUCUUGUUGCUUCAUAAGAGUGAAUCCAUUUUAUGGGCGAAAGGCGGGGGCUUUAAAUCGACCGAUGGAUUGCUUCACUCACUAACAUCAUUAACAAACAAAAGAAUAAAUGGAGGGAUUCCAACCAUCAGAGCAAAGGUUUUCUCUUUGUUAUUUUUACAAAUAGAAAUAGGUAACCAAUUUCUAGAUUAUGGAACAAAACCGCGUUAUAACAAUAAGAAUUCCGCGGGCCCUUUCCGCUCUAAUCAGAUAAAGGGGAGUAAGGACCCGCUAAGUUCCUACUUUUUCAUGUUUACAAUCUGGAUCCUCCGAUUACUAUAGAGAUGAACCCAAUCCAGAAUACGAACCGUAAAAGAAAACACCUAUUAAACCAAUCACAAGAAUACCAGUUACAGUACCUAUCAGCCAAAGAGGAAUUCUUCCAGUAGUAUCGGCCAUUUCCCCUACUUUCCUCCACAUUUUCUCAAGUGGUCAUGCUAGAGACAAAAACAGUCAUGGAUAGUUAUAAAGAUGGUAUCCUUCCAAAUGGGAUAAGAGAAUUCUUACUACUCUCUUUCUUUCUCUCAAUUGAAGAAGUAAUUGGAAAAUAAAACAGCAAGUACAAAAAUGAGUAAUAAACCCCAGUAUAGACUGGUACGAUUCAAUUCAACAUUUUGUUCAUUCGGGUUUGAUUGUGUCAUAGUUCUAUAGUUGGAAUUUGGUUUAUCGUUGGAUGAACUGCAUUGCUGAUAUUGAUCCCAAGAAAAAAACCGUGGGUACAGCUAAUCCGUGAACAGCCAGCCAUCGCACUGUAAAAAUAGGAUAGGUUCGAUCUAUGGUCAUUGGGGGCCUCCUAAAAGGAUCUACUAAAUUCAUCUAGUUGUUCUAAAGAAUCAAAACGGUCGGUUAUUAAUGGAAUUCCUUGUCGGCUUUCCGUGAAAUACUCGUUUGGUCGAGGACUUCCAAACACGUCAUAAGCUAAACCCGUACUGACAAAUAACCAACCCGCAAUGAAUAGGGAAGGUAUAGUAAUGCUAUGAAUAACCCAGUAUCGAAUACUGGUAAUAAUAUCAGCAAAAGAACGUUCUCCCGUGCUUCCAGACAUGCUGAGCUCCCAAAAUUUUUAUUCAAAAAAGGAAUUGAUUCCGUAAAAGAUGGGAUCCACCAGUAAAUAGAAAAUUACUGAUAUUUCAUCCUUGUGAGAUUGUCAAUUUUGUACCAAAGGUGUAUUUUGAGUAUACCGAAUUAGUAUAGCUAUCCUUCCUAUGGCACAGCAAUCCAGUUUUGCUUGGUCCCGAAACAGAAUUCCUUUUUUCUCUUUUUUGUUCCUUGUCUAUAGGAAAAUUACAUGUUAUUCAAGGCAUCAAUAGAACCCCACAAUUUUUUGGGUCCUACUUAUUUUCAUUGUCUUCGGAAUAGUAGAAUAAUUUAAUUUGGAAUAGCGGCCAAGAUCUUGGGAAAAUCUAAGUUAAUGAUUAAUAAGAUAAAGAAUUUAGGAAGGAUAUUCUCAUAUUGACGCAAUACAAAGAUAAGUAUAUGCAAAAUCGAUCCCUUUUUAGUUAAAGGAAUUUAAUUGGUUAGCAUAAAAUAAUAUCUAAUAAAUAGAAAAUCGAAUAGCGGAUAAUCCGUUAUGAAAGAAACGGAAUACAUUCUUUGAAGAAUCAAGAUUCGUAAUCAAUCCUUGUCUUGUUUGUUGGAUUAGGUCUAAUUUUCUUGACCAAACAGCAAGCAUGGAACUUUACAAGAAGAACUUAAAAGAAAAGGAUAAUUGAAGUAACUUUGAAUCCACUUUUGUUGGGGUUCAAAAAACGAAUAAAAAUAAAUAAAAAAAAGUAAAUUUUAGGAAUAGUUCCCUUUUUGAGGGGGCCCCUCGGGGGUCGUGGAAUGCUUUUCUUCUCCUCUUAUUCCAUAUGGAAUACAAUGAGUUAAAAUUUGCUCCAAAAAGAGGAUGAAAUCCAUCCUAUUAAAAAAGAAAUAAUCCGAAUCCGAAAUAGAAAGAAUUUUUUUUUUUUUUUUCAAAUUCAAUUCUUUAUUUAUCUUUUAUUCCAAAAUUCUCCCGAAAAUCCAAUUUCAUUUUUCAAUGGGGUUAGAUGAUCUAGUUCUUAAUAUUAUUAGUUUACUUAACUGACAGAUUCCACAACAAAUCUCUUGAUUCGGAAUUAGGGACUCAUGUUCCGUCUGAUGAAUCGAUUUUCUCUUUUUUUUACACUUCUGUAUCUCACUCUAUCUUGUUUUUUAGUAUUAUCUAAAAUAACCGAUGAAUUAUGAAUUUUCCAUAACUUAAACUUAGGUAAGUGCUUUACCAACAUAUGUAGUGUAGUAAAAAAAAUGGAAUUGAACCCCUUCAUGCUUACUAUAACUAGUUAUUUCGGUUUUCUACUGGCUGCUUUAACUAUAACCCCAGCUCUAUUUAUUAGCUUGAACAAGAUACGUCUUAUUUGAAAUGAAUUGAAUAGAAGAAUCUUUCUUUUGGAUUCUUGGUAUUCUAGACUCUUUUCCACACUAAUUACCAAUUCUUUUCUUGGUCAUUGAGAUUCGUGGGUAGUUUAGACUAUUAUUUAGAGAUAGAUCGUACCUCUUUUUUUAUCCCCUCGAACAAAUCGAAAUGAUUGAAGUUUUUCUAUUUGGAAUCGUCUUAGGCCUAAUUCCUAUUACUUUAGCGGGAUUAUUCGUGACUGCGUAUUUGCAAUACAGGCGUGGGGAUCAGUUGGAUCUUUGAUUGAGUAAUAUUUCUUUUUUGAUUGACCUCCUCUCUGGUCUGGAGGAGGUCAAAUUGGAGUUGCAAUUCUACUUUGUUUUUUUUUAAGUUAUUUUAGUUUCGACAUAAGAUAUAUGGAAUCACGCUCUGUAGGAUUUGAACCUACGACAUCGGGUUUUGGAGACCCGCGUUCUACCAAACUGAACUAAGAGCGCUUUCAAAACAAAAAAAAAAA